AGAGCCGGCUCAGUCGUCUGAUAAACGCGGAGCACCUAGGUAGGUAGGUGCGUGUCUGCACAUUUGCACAUCCAUCGACGUUGCUGAAUCGUACUGGUGAACAAUGCGCGCGUGGACCCCGUGAAACGGAACACGACCUGUUCAAUAGACGUGCUAGGAAGUGUUGCGAAACCAGUGUCCUCCUACUACCGUGUUUCUCACUUUCUGGCGGAAUUCUAUUCACUGUUGCGUCGUCCAGCAGAAGAUCAGCGUCCAACUUUGCCAGGGAACUUGGUACCCACAAGAUUCUCGGUAUCAAGGGAACAGAACCAUAGUAAGAGGAUGAGUCUUCGGUGGAUUCACGAAAAUUUAGAGGCGCCAACAUGCGACGAAGAAUGCAGCGACAUCGAUGACAGUUGCAGCGACGACAGCUAUGAUUCUGAUCUGUCGAUCGUUGAGGAGAAAGGAACGGCGAACGAGAAGGAGAUUAAUGGAGAUCGCAGAGGAAAAAGAGAAACCAGAAGACACCCGACCACCACAGUGAAAUUCGAUGAGAAUGGAACUCCACGUUAUAUCACGAGCAAGAUAAUUAAACAACCACCUUGCGUAAUAUGGGACCCGAGAAAACCAGCGGAAAAUCCUGUAUACAACUGCCUGGUAAUCAAAUUAUUUUGUCGAACUGGCUAUCAUCUUGCUAUCACAGAUUCGGGACGCGUUCGGGGUUUGAGUGGCACUAACGAAGCGCAUGCCCUACUUCACAUUAUACCGGUAUCGUUUGGGGUAAUUCGAGUACAGAGCAUCGAGACUAGUCUUUACCUGGCUUUCAAUAAGAAGGGUCGUUUGUACGGAGAGCCAAAUAUGAACAAGGAUAACACAGAAUGGGAGCAAUGGAACGUCGGUUCUUACGAUGCUUUCCGUUCGCGAAAAUACGCCAAUCAGGGACGGUGGAUAGGAAUAAAGAAGAACGGACGAGCAAAACAUGGAUCAAAGACUCGCUGGGGUCAAAAAGCGAUACAGUUUUUAGCAAUACGACAGGACUAAUUUCUACGAAUUCUGUGUUCAAUCGUAUACUGGAAAUGAAUCAUUCUACAUAUUAUGUUGUCGCGGCGACAAUGACAAUGUCGACGGUUAUUAUAUGUAUAGAAUAAU
Molecule: messenger RNA, 1128 nt
Organism: Hylaeus volcanicus
Lineage: Eukaryota; Metazoa; Arthropoda; Insecta; Hymenoptera; Colletidae
Product: fibroblast growth factor 1-like
Exons: 5
Coding region: 322-1020 (232 amino acids)
Biological process (GO): positive regulation of protein phosphorylation; cell differentiation; fibroblast growth factor receptor signaling pathway
Cellular component (GO): cytoplasm
Molecular function (GO): fibroblast growth factor receptor binding; growth factor activity
Source: RefSeq, a predicted model, not a curated record